UCAUGUAUGCAUGUCCUUGUUUUAUGCAGGUAGGUAUGUGCUGUUUGAGUCAGCACUGUGAAGUGUUGGUUUAUUCAAGAACCAUGACCAUGAUGACAAGUGAUGCAUGACAUGGCUUCACACUGCUGUAGUGCACACAUCACCUGCUGACAGUUACCCAGGUCAAGUGAUUGGCCAUACAGCAUGUACAUGGAACCCACAUUUAAUUGGUCACUGAAGAAGUAGACAUUGAUACAGGCUUCUCAUCAGGUUCAUCAUGAUUGUCCUCCCUGACUUCAACACAAACACAAACAUGAUGAUCAAGGGCACGUUUAGCCCCUUGCCACAACAUUAUGCCCACAUAGAAUAGGCUGUUUGAGAGAAGGUGAGACAGCUCUAAGAGAGACAGUAAGGUGGGACAAGGUCUAUGAUAGAGGUGUGUGUUAUGAAGUGUUAACCAGUCAGCACUGUGUACUUAAGUUCCAGCAGUGUCAACACACCCACUUGACAGUGUACACACUCAUGCAUGCUGUAGACCCAGGCCUGCUGCUGCUGACAUUUCCACCACACUACUGCAUCGUAAUGUCAUUUCCCCUGAACUAGCCUGACUUGUGCUGGGGACUGCCGACACAGUAACCACGACUAAUGAGUCACGGUUGACCUCACUACUCACGGCCCAUUGUGUGUGACUGCAGUCAAAAGAACAUUACAUCAGAGACUCAGUCAUUGUUUACGUCUUCCAAUUGUCAGCUCACAACAUUCAACAUCGUCUGGAUGUGAGAAUAUUUUAACCUGUGGUCGGUCCCUUUGCUCGAACAUUGGGGUCUUCAUUUCGUUGGAUUUACCUUUGCAACUUAGUCGGCCAUCAUGCACCAGGUAAAGGAUGAGGACGACUUGCCUGUUAUGUUUGAGGCGACUGCCCUGUACGACUUCGAUGGGGACACACAGAAUGGAGAACUGAACCUGGCCGCAGGGGAGACAAUCUAUGUGUUGAGACAGGACAUAGGAGAAGGAUGGUGGGAGGCCAAGAAUUCCAGAGGGGAUCAAGGUCUUGUGCCAGAGUCGUACCUGGAGGUGGUGUCAAUACCCGAGCCUGAGUUCCCACCCCCACCAGUGCCCUUCCCAGCUACCAUCCCAUCUACCAUCCCAACAGCCGUCCCAGCCACCCGUCCAGCAGACCUAACCCCAGCUGCCAAUGGGUGGGGGGGAGCGUACAACCAGAAUGGCCAGCACGGUGCCAUGCAGCAGCAGCAGAGCUAUGAUGAAUGGGACGAAGACUGGGAUGACGAUGAAGAUGAUCAGUCCAGCAAUAGCACCACUGGAGGGGCAAAUCAGGACCUCCAAGGAUCAGGAUCAUUUGGUCUGUCGGUGCCAAAGAGGGAACACAAGGCCCACUCACCCACCUCUGAAAUGUCCAAAUAUGGUACCAUUAAGAGCAGCUUUAAUAGAUGGUCUCACUUUGCAAAGUCUGGUGGCGAGGCCUUCAUGAUGGGCCAGAACACAGGGAACACACGAGUAGCUGAGAGUGACCUCAUCAGGAUGAUUGAAACAAUUGAAGGGCCGGAGUGGACCCCCAUACAGAGCCAGUACACAUGUGAGGUGGCAUCGCCAAAGAAGGAGAGUAAAAUGAAGGGACUCAAAAGUUUUAUUGCAUACCAGAUAACUCCAUCAUUCAAUGGUAUUCAGGUCAGUCGAAGGUACAAACAUUUUGACUGGCUGCACGAAAGACUGGAAGAAAAGUUUCCUUGCAUCCCUAUCCCUCCUCUCCCAGACAAGGCAAUAUCUGUUCCAGUUUUCAGUUCAAUUACAGGUCGCUAUGAGGAUGACUUCGUGAACGAGAGGAUGAGGCAGCUUCAGAUGUGGGUGGACAGGAUGGCCCGUCACCCCAUAGUGUCCCAGUCGGAUGUCUUCUCUCACUUCCUCACCUGUACAGAUGAAAAGAGAUGGAAAGCUGGGAAACGAAAAGCUGAAAAGGAUGAAUUUUUAGGAGGAAAAUUUUUUCUGUUAUUACAAACCCCACCCCAUCCACUUGAUUUACGAGAAGUAGAGCUUAAGAUGGAGAACUUCUGCAAGUUUGUGAUGAGUAUGAUGGAGAGUACAAAAUCCUUCAUGAAUGUGCUACAUGAACACGCAAAGAAGCAAUCAGGUGGAUUCAAAGGCCAGUACCAUAAGAUAGGGACGGGAUUCAAACAGCUCGCAACUUCAUUUAACCUGGACAGAGGAGAGUAUUCCCAGAGUCUGACUGCAGCUAUGGACUAUACUGGAGAUACAUACAAGGAAAUCGGAGACCUGUAUGGAGAACAGCCAACUAAUGAUACCUGGCCACUGUUUGAGUCUGUAGGAGAGUACAAGGGUAUUCUCCAUGUGUACCCUGAUGUCGUCAAAGUUCAUGAGGGAGCUAUUGGGAAGGCAAAGGAGUGUCAGAAGCUGCAAGAUGAGGGGAAGAUGACAGAUAAAGACGUGCAGGAGGUCAUGCAGAAGUCCGACAUCAUCUCCUACGGGACAUUGGCCGAGAUGAACCACUUCCAGAAGGAAAGGGUCAUUGACUACAAGAAAAUGACCAAGAGCUAUCUGCAGGAACAAAUCAAAUUCUUUAAAACGAUAACACAGAAGCUAGAGUCAACUCUAGCCAAAUUUGAUGAAGCAUAAUAUGUAAUUAUGCAAAUGAGUGGACCAGAGUACAAGGAGUAACAGUUUGGUGAAGAGCAUAUAUAUUGAUGGCAGGAAGUGAUGGUGGUACAAGGAUGCACUGCUUUCGGCAAAGAUUCUAUGCCCAGUUGACCUGUUGGCCAGAGAUGUGUAACUGGUCAUUAGUGUCUUGAGUGACAGUUGACUUGAACAAGGCCAGUUGUAUGUGUCUGGAAGAUGGUGUUAGUGACAGGACAUGGUACACAGUAGCCAUCAUACUAACAUUGGAGACAAAUGUGUAUGUUAAGCCGAGUUGUAAAUGUGAUGGCACAUUGGUGCGCAAGUUGAUUGCUGGAAGUGCAGGGAGAAUCUGUGACAGUGAUGUUGCCACCGGACUCAAGUGAGCGUAUGUACUGGAGAAAUGAUUUGAUUAUUCCUUCAGUUUGUUUUGAUCCUUUGAAUGUGUCGGACAUGCUGCAGAUUUAUCUACAAGAACUUCUGAACAGAAAAAGCUAUUUAAGAAUUAGAUUGGUCUUUAUACAAAUGAACAGAAAGAUUGUUCAGAACUAAACUUGUCAUUUGUAGGCUUCAUGCUACAUAUUCACACAGCUAAUCGAAGACUUGCCAUCUGAGGACAGAAAGUUGUAUAAAUUCCAGUUGUUUGUAUUGCUUAUUAAAGCAAAGGAUGACAUAAAUCACCAAUGGGACAGGGCAGUUACAAGUGCUUUUAUUUGUGAUGAGUGAUUAAAAAUUUCCAAGAAUUGUUAAUGACUGAACUUGGAAAUAUGUGAAGUGAAGAACAAUUGCUGUUGCAUAAUGGGAUCAUGGGAGUCUCCAGUUUUACACAUUAACACUUGACAAAUUAUGUUGUUGAAUGAUACAAGUAUCAUACAUUUUAUGCAAAAACUUGGGGAGAUAUUUGUUGAUUCCACUUGUGGGGCAUCUAUGAUAAGAAAUGAUGUUUGAUGAAGUAUGGCAUGGCUCACCGGAGUACUGGUAUAAUCUACUUCUGCAUGCCGGUCACCAGCUCUGUUGUCUUGUAAGACUGUGAUUAUCCCCUGGCCAUGGAGUCUUGUGAUGGAAUGCGGGACAAAAGAGGACUGAUUUGAAGUUUGAUGUGUGUCUUAAACCUCUGAAAUAAUAUCUAUUUUUAUAUCUCAGAACACAACUACAUAUUGUACAAAUGUUUCUCUGUGCUGAAUGUGCUGGUGGGUUUCGUUCAGGUGGUUCAGCUGAAAUGGGGUGACGUAUUGGGAUUACUGUUCCAAACAGCAUUAAGCCCAUCUCACUCACUCUUCCCUGAGUUGUAAUUUUACAUGUAUAUAGAUUCAAAAUGGCUAUCAAGUCUGUGAUGACUACCUUAUUUUUGUAGAGAAAAGUCAAACAUGGGCCAGUGAUGAACACAGUGCAUGGAUGCUACACAAAAUAGCCUGUCAUAUUACCGGGGGAUAUCAGUCAGCCGUGAUCAUGGCCAGAAUAGUUCCAAGUUGUAUUUACCAAGUAUAUAAGUGUUGUUCUGUAUCACCACACAGCAUAAUUGAAAAUUGUGAUGGUCUUUCGCUCUAUACUUUCAAUGUAGUGAGCAUGCACCUUCCAAAUUGUGCAUGCCUUCUUUCGAUUCCCAAUGAAAAUGGCAGGUAUUCCUUUUAUGCGCAUAUUUUCAAUUUUCUUUCACCUGCAUAAAGUUUGAAAGUAUCAUAAUGACCUUUUGACCCACAAGGGCGAUGAUAGACAUAAGGGUCAGUGGUUGAUGUAAGCUACUGAUAGUGAAAGUUGAUGUUCCUGGGGUUUCUCACUGAAAUGCUGUCAUGUUCUGUAAUAAGUCAUGUUAUGCUAUACUGAAUACCGAUAGGUAUAGUUAUGUUCAAGUGAACUUAUGUUAUUCUAUACUUUUAUGUCAGUGAAUUCUGUUUGAUUUGUCAUGUUUGGUCCAAGGAUUUGCAACAUAUUUUAAAUAUAAUUAAUUAAGAUUAAUCAAUACUAUUAUAGUGAGUGAGUUAAAGUUUAACGUCACAUCAGCAAUAUUUCAGCCAUAUCGUGACCAAUACUAUUAUAUGAGCAGAUAGGAGACCUCAAGAAAUGAAAGAAUGGUGUUCAGUUUACUAGAUACAGUGGUUUUGCUAUUUAACUUAUUGCUCAGACCAUGGACGUACAGCACUGGAUGGACCCCUUCUUCUGAUGUAGUUAUUCUUGUCUGAGUCUGAUGAAAAACAACUGACAAUAUACCGAGGGUAGACCCAGAUGGGAAAUUGCUGAUGCGGGAAUAUCACCGACUCUCUCAUCCCCGAAGCUGAUCACAUACCGUAGUCUAUGACCACAUACUGGUGUUCUUGUCAUGAGCAUUGCUGUCUGGUACUGUGAACUGGUUGGCAUGGUAACAAUUGAUAUGCUCUAGUCAGGAUAUUCAUUAAACAUUAGCCAAGGGAAUUGUCAUUUAACUGUAAGCAGAAACAGUAAGGAUUAAUUAAUAAAAAUAUUAACUUGCCUGAAAGUAAAGAUGCUUGCAAACCAUUUAAUACCAGCAACUUCCUACAAGACCUGAGGACAGAUCUCUAUCAUUUGAACUUUCAGAAACCUAAAUGUAUAUCUUUCCUUGCAGACAUUUUGAAGUGAAGGUAUCAAAACCAAUGUUGAUAACCAUGCUUGCUCUUUGUGGAUAAGGCCUAUUAAGCAGAAUAACAGCAAAGAUUCAUAUUGUUCAUACAUGUAUAAUUUAAUUCAUUUUCACGUCUUUCAAACCUUGUGAUAGCCACCUGUAUUUUACUGAAUUUAUCAUAAUUAUAUGUAGAAUAUGUACAUUGUCUAGUGUUUCUACUUCCAUUUGUAUUGCACUUAGUAAAUGCUUAUCAAUCAAAGAAGUUCGAGGUUGAUCAAACAACCUAGCUUAUUGUUCUCAUUUGCACAUAGCAAGUGUAAUUUUAAUCUAUGCAUGCUGUGAAACCUAUUGUAUAUAUGUCAUUGUUGAUUUCUAACAUAGGAGUGAAUGAUAUGUGUGCUAUCUGACAUGCUGUGGUAUAGUCAGCCCUGCCUCAUGUUGAGAUCCAACCAGCCCAACCAGCAGAGAAUCUUCUUUCCUUCUAGGCUGGAUCAAAGACAUAAUUGGUUCUCAGGCAAUUAGUUAUCAAGGCUUCUUUUUCACUGUAUAAAACUUGUACUCCUAAGGUGUAAACUUCUUAGCUCAUCUGACUGUAAGAUGAUGUGAGCAUCUGCUAUGGCCUAGUUGUCUGGCAACCAUUGGUAGCACUGGCACAUGGAAACUUCACCUUCUCAAAAACUGCAGGACCCUUGGAACUGAAACUUGGAAUGUUUGUUCCUGCUAAUUAGGCCACCUCAGAUUUAAAAAGUUUAACUCUUAGUAUGUAUAGAUAGUUUUAUUUAGGGCACAUCAUAUAUGCUCAGUAGUUUAGUUAUUUUGAAUAACUUCAACCGAAGCCUUAAGUUAUCCCCAAGUACAUUAUGGGCUCUGCAAAUAUAUUUUCUCUGAUGAAAUUACAGUUUGACAUGCAUGUUUGUUCUUAAUUAUGACAGCAUAGUUUCUUCCAAUUGUUGGCAUUUGUUCUUUUAUUAAUAAUAUGAAAAUAAAAUAAAAUUCCAUGAAAACUUUAAACAUCUUCUCAAAAGUCAGAGACUAGGAAGUUGUUAUUGUGAAUGAUCAUGGCUGUAUGUAGAGUCAAGUGUGCUCAGUGCAUCAUGGGAAAGGAUGUGAUCGGUCUGCAUCUAUGUUUGCAUGUAAUACAGAAAUGUUUGGUUUCUGAACCUUUUUCUAAGAUGCAGGGGACUGAAAUAUUUAGAUUUAGUUUAGCAAAAGGCAUCAAAUGUAAGAGUUUAUGGUUUGUGAAACAAGUAAAAAUAAUGUAGUGACCGGAAAGAACAAUCCUCACUGGCACAAAAGGCCACUUAGUGUUGCGUAUGUGAUGCUUUACAUUGUUAUGCCAUGUGGAAUUCAUUUUGACAGAAAAAGAAAUGUUCAUGAAAUUUCUUGUUUCAUGUUUGUUAUUUAAUGUAUGCAGAAAAUAAUUAUUUGUCUUAGCUGACAUUUGAAACUGGACUACAUAUCCAUGUAAAGUACAGUGCAGUGGCAUUAUUGGAGAGCUUGAGUUCCAGGAGUAUGUUUUGUAGCUUCACAACUUAGUGAAAUGUGGCACUGAUCAUGCUGAUGUGAGUGUAAAGACAUAAAUGGGUUACAACCUGCAACCUCGGGAUGUGCCUGUGACUGUGGACGUGUUCCUGCCUUACUGACUGACACAGUUUCAAGGAGGGCUAGUCUUACAUGUUUAGUGGCUUACUUUCAGUGACACGUCAUCUGUUCACAACUAAACUCCAUACUUUGUGUGUAUCAAUUAAUUGCAAGAGUGAGUGUGUCUUCAAUAAUAUGAUAUCAUACUUAGAUUACUAACUUUCACUGUUUUCUGUUACAAAUUAGGUAGUACUUUUGUACAUUUGUGAUAGCAUACACUUCUGUUAAGUGAAUAAAAUUGUUACCAAGUACUUUUAAAGAAUAUAGCAAUGUCAAUGUCCCAUGUUCUGUUUGUACAAGCUUUCACAAACAUGAGAAAAAUAUCUGCAACCAUGUAAAUGAGGUUUUGGGGAAUAUUGAUUUUAAGGCAGCAUUUUCUAAAAUUAUGCAGCCACACAGCCACUUCUUUACUCUGAGAUGUAUGUUACUUUUUUGUCAAAAUUAUGUUUUUGCUUUAGAGCAAGAAAUCAAAUGCUGUCUGAUAUCCCGAUUUUACUGAUGAAGUAGUUGUACUGAUAGCCUACUUUCUACACUGAUCAAUGUUUGAUGCAUAUGUGGAUCUAAAAAUAAACUGAUAUGAAUAUA
Molecule: messenger RNA, 7429 nt
Organism: Haliotis rufescens (red abalone)
Lineage: Eukaryota; Metazoa; Mollusca; Gastropoda; Lepetellida; Haliotidae
Product: sorting nexin lst-4-like
Exons: 18
Coding region: 847-2628 (593 amino acids)
Biological process (GO): mitotic cell cycle; protein transport; endosomal transport
Cellular component (GO): plasma membrane; cytoplasmic vesicle
Molecular function (GO): phosphatidylinositol binding; protein binding
Source: RefSeq, a predicted model, not a curated record